This is a messenger RNA of Rubroshorea leprosula, 515 nucleotides long. The record is from the annotation of a GenBank genome assembly. Lineage: Eukaryota; Viridiplantae; Streptophyta; Magnoliopsida; Malvales; Dipterocarpaceae.
GCUUUCACACAGAAUGUAUUGCACUGGCACAUUGUAGAUACCCAAUCUUUCCCGUUGGAGAUACCUUCAUAUCCAAAGUUGUGGAAUGGUGCUUAUUCAGCCUCAGAACGAUAUACAAUAGCUGAUGCUGCUGAAAUUUUAUGCCCAAAAAGGAGGGAUUAAUGUAAUGGUUGAAUUGGAUGUCCCUGGGCAUGCACUCUCCUGGGGGGUCGGCUAUCCUGCUUUAUGGCCAUCAAAUGACUGUCAGCAGCCACUUGAUGUCAGUAAUGAAUUCACUUUUCAAGUGAUAGAUGGAAUUCUUUCAGAUUUCAGUAAGAUCUUUAAAUUUAAGUUCGUUCAUUUGGGAGGUGACGAAGUUAAUACAAGUUGCUGGACUGAUACUCCACGCAUAAGCAAAUGGUAAGACUAUUAGGAUCUUUGCAAAAGUCUUACACUAUCUGAGUUAAACAUAAAGGGCUCAUUUGGUUAGAGGGUGUUCGUAUUCCUUGGUUAAACAAUAAAAACAAAACAUGGUU